This is a messenger RNA of Anastrepha obliqua, 1706 nucleotides long. RefSeq names its product sorting nexin-20 (gene Snx21). The transcript has 5 exons. Gene Ontology annotation, cellular component: early endosome membrane. The record is from RefSeq and is a predicted model, not a curated record. NCBI's taxonomy places the organism in Eukaryota, Metazoa, Arthropoda, Insecta, Diptera, Tephritidae. Gene Ontology annotation, molecular function: phosphatidylinositol phosphate binding. Gene Ontology annotation, biological process: protein transport. Bases 320 to 1291 code for a protein of 323 amino acids.
ACGAUCUUAUUUAGUGUAGUGCUAGUUCAUUCACAACUAUCACCGCGGAUUAACUUGUAAUUAUAAAAAGAUAAGUCAAAUACUAACAAACAGAUAAUAUAAACAAAAGGACGCGGCCCGAAAAGAGAAAUUAAAAGUAAGCGAUUCCCCGGCAUAAUAAUUGAAGUGAGAACACACGAAACGUUCCAUCUGUUAGCAACUGAAUAACAACAACACAUUAAAGCAGAAUUUGUUGUUGCACAAUAACGCAUUAGUGAAGUCUGCUAAGGAAGCGAAAAGCAAACAACCAUUUUUAUAAUAAGCGGAUAAGUCAACCGCGAUGCGCGCAGCCAUGGCCAGAAGAACACAAGUGCACUCUGUAGAUACACCUGAUAACACCGAAGAGCUUGAAAGCCCAGAAACCAUAGAGUCCGGUUCGUUAGCUAUACAAGAUGUCUCUUCAAAAACGGCACAAAAAGAUUUAUGGGAACGUCCAGCAUCUACAGUGGCACUCCAUUUGCCUGAUGAUGGUUCCACUAUAUUACGCUUUGAAAUCCAAUUAGCUCGUAUUAUGCCACCUGACGGCGAAGAUCUCAAGGUGAAACGUUAUGUAGUCUACGAAUUGUCAGUGCGUCAGGACUCUUCCAUUAUCGAUCCGCAACCAGCAAGUAUACAGCGUCGUUAUACGGACUUUCGUAAUCUCUACAAUAGCUUUAAGAAAGAUUUUCCAAAUAAGAUGUCUUCAUUGUAUUUUCCGAACAAGGUGCUUGUUGGAAAUUUUUCGGCUGAUUUAAUUGCUGAACGUAGUGCUGCUUUUGAGUCAUUUUUAACACAUGUCGCAAGUAAUAGUAUAUUACGUGAUACACCUGAGUUUUUACACUUCCUGCAAGACAAUGAACUAUCCAAGGCUUGCCAACUCUUAGAUGAGCGUCGCAAUGAAAUGGCGAUACCAUUGCUAGAAAAUUGCUUUCGUUUACUAAAUAAAAUCUUCAUGGAUCGUUCACGACCGGUCCUAUUAAUAUUGUGUCGCUUGGUUGCUGCGUGUACUAUGUCGCCGGUACCACAUCAUUCCGCCGAACGUUGGGCAACUUUGGCGCUGAGUCGUUACGAUACGCUGUGCGACAUUGACCUCCUACAGUUGUACAUUCCUCUGUUGCACACAUGCACACAUCUCUGGUGGCAGCGUGGUUUGGACCAGAAGCCAAUAACUGAUCGCCUUGAAGAAAUGUCUAGAAAAGGAAUUAAUACAAAAAAUGGUCCUACACUAAUUCAGGCUAUUCAUAAGUUGGAUCCUCGUACUGAGACUAUAUAAUCUAUAUACGAAACAGCGAAUAUACACAACCAUACAUACAUACAUAGAAAGAGUGCUUGUUCGCUUUUAGUACUUGGUAUUACUCAUUUUUAUUUACUAGUAGCUAAGAAAAAAAGUGCAAUUGUUUACAAAAUUACUGCGUUGUAUACAUGCAAAAAUGCAAAAAUGCGUGCGGCUAAAUUAUUGCAGUGUUUCGAAAUUUUAUUCGGAGGGAUAUAUGCACGUAUGUAAUGUAUAUUUAAGCAUAGUUAUGGCAGAUCAAGAUAAAUUUAAAUAAAAAUAAAUUAUACUUUUUUAUUUUUAUAACAUUCACCAUUGUCAAUUGUUUUACACAUGUUUAAUAUGCAUGUAUUUUAAACUAAAAAAAUCAUAUUUUUUAGAUGGAAUACUAAUUAUACUUUUUUCAUUGUAAAGA